Messenger RNA from Closterium sp. Naga37s-1, 6387 nucleotides. Lineage: Eukaryota; Viridiplantae; Streptophyta; Zygnematophyceae; Desmidiales; Closteriaceae. The record is from the annotation of a GenBank genome assembly.
AUGGCGCGCGGUGCAACCGCAGCGGAUAAUGGCGGCAGUGGGAGAUCGGCCGCUGCUGGCCGCCGCGCGGCGGCGCUGGUGAUGGCGGUGAACGGACGGCGCGUGGCGGUGUGCGAUGUGGAUCCGCGCAUGUCGCUCAGCGAGUUCCUCCGCUCCAGGACAACGUUCACCGGCACCAAGCUGGGCUGCGGGGAAGGUGGCUGCGGAGCAUGUGCGGUGAUGGUGGCGCGCUACGACCCUCUCACCCACACCAUCCACGACCGCUCGCUCAAUGCCUGCCUGCUGCCACCCAUCCUUUUUCCUGCUUCCACCUACCCAUCCCCGCCGUCAUCAGGGGGGUGCGGGGCAUGUGCAGUGAUGGUGGCGCGCUACAACCCGCUCACCCACACCACCGACGAGCGCUCUCUCAAUGCCUGCCUGCUGCCGCUCGCCUCGCUGCACCUCGCCGCCAUCACUCUGCCUCUCUCCGACGCCAACGCAUGCGGAGGAGGUCCCCCCGGGAAGCGGCGACGCUGUUACCAGCACGGGCGGGCGGUGCAGCAGCGGCUGGCGGGGUUCCACGCAUCGCAGUGUGGCUUCUGCACGCCCGGUGUCGCCAUCGCGCUCUAUGCCGCCCUCCGCCGCCACCGCUCCCCUGCCGCUGCUGAGGUUGAUCGAAAAGGGGGGGUUAUUGAGGCUGUAUCUGCUGCUCCUGUGGCAGCGGGUGGUGGAGUGGAGGUGGUGGAGGGGCUGUCAGAGGAGGAGGCGGAGCAGGCGAUGGCGGGCAACCUGUGUCGCUGCACGGGGUACCGCCCCAUCCUUGACGCCUGCAAGAGCUUUGCUGGUCCCGCUAGCAGCGCAGGUGCAGAUACAGUGGGUGGAGCAGCGGGGCUGAUGGAUCUGGAGGAGCUGGGGUCGUUCAGGCGACCCUGCCUACUGCUGCCCUUCUUCAUGAGCACAGAUCCGUGGGUGGUGGGGCUCAGCGAGUUCGCCGCUGCUGCAUCAGCUGAGGCGCCAGCACAGGGACGUGCAGUGGCGCAGCGGGGCACCAAGUGCAGCGCUGAGGGCAGCGGGGUGUGCAGUGCUGAGGGCAGCGGGGUGUGCAGCGCGCGUGGCAAGCCCCUGCCCCUCUACAACCCCCUCUGCGACCCGCCCUUCCCCGCAUGGCUCAAGCUGGAAGCAAAGCAGCAGGCCAGCCGGUGGCAGGAGCGCGCAGGGAGGGGGGUGAACGGCGAGGGAGGGGAGAUGCUGGUGUGGGAGCACUGGGAGGAAGCAGGGGUGGGGGGAGAAGGUGGGUUGUGGGGAGAGUGGGGGUUGGAGGGAGAAGUGGACGUGGCAGGUGACGGUAGUGAUGGUGACGGGGGCAGCAGUGCAGGAGCUAGUGCGGAGGAGGCAGGGGGGCAGCCGGGGAAGGGGUGGAGGAGAGGGAGCAGGAAGGUGAUGUGGGUGGCGCCCAGGAGUCUAGAGGAGCUGAGAAUGGUGCUGCUGAAGUCAAGGCACGGAGGGAGCAGUGAUGAGGGGAUGGGAACAGGCGAGGAGGGAGGAGCAGGCGGGAGCAGCAGCAAGGAGGAGCAAAGAGCAGGAGGAUCAGGCGCUAUCCCUCGGGGCGAGUGUGAGAGUGAGUGGGGCGAGGUGCGGCUGGUGGCGGGCAGCACGGCAGCAGGUGUGUAUCCUGACCUGGCACGCUGUGACUCCAUGGCGCAUGUCACUCUCGUGGACGUCAAGGGACUGCCGGAGUUGCAGCACGUGGCGUGGGAGGAGGGGCCUGCUGGGGAGGACGGUGAGGGGGGUGAGAGGGGAGGGGGUGGAGAGGGUGGAGAGGGUGGAGAGGGUGGAGAGGGUGAAGCAGCAGGGAAGGAGCGUGUUAUGGGGAUUAGGUUCGGUGCGGCUGUGACUCUAUCGGAUGUGAUUGCAGUGCUGGAGGCCGUGGCGAGGAAGGUUGCCGCUGGUGGCUCGGCUGCUGCAGACUACAGAGGCCCUGUCAUGCACGGCUGGGAUGACGCCAACGGGACAGCAUCACCACCAGCAGUGGCGGCGGCGGCGGCAGUUUUCUCGCGAGUAGCAGCCCAUGUGAGGAGGGUGGCGGGGCCGCAUGUGCGCAACGCUGCCAGCAUCGGCGGCAACCUUGUGCUGGCUGCGUCUCGCCGCGCCUUCCCCUCCGAUGUUGCCACUCUGCUGCUGGCGCUCCAUGCCUCUGUGCGCACCGCCACUCCCUCUCCCGGUCCCCCCGCCUCUGCAUCUCUCACAGGCAGCACAGCACGCAGCGAUGGGUGGGUGUGGGAGGAUCUCCCACUUGAGGCGUUUCUUCACCGCUCCCGACUCCCUCCCACCAUUCUCCUGCACUCUGUCUUCCUGCCCUGCCCCACGCCCUCUCCCCCCCCUCCCACCUCGCCCUCCUCUACCACUCCUCAGCUCGUGUUUGACUCCUUCCGUGCCUCUGCCUGCCCCUCUGGCAACGCCUAUGCCUAUGUCAACGCUGCCUUCCUCCUCCACAUCGCCCCCUCCUCCAUUCCACCACCCUCCGCCUCCUCCACCGCCUCCUCCACUGUAACCUCCUCUCCCCAUCCCCCGGCCCCCAUCAUCCAGUCCGCCCGCCUGGUCUUUGGCGCCUUCAACGGUCCGCACGCCAUCAGAGCCCGCCGCGCCGAGGCCUGUCUGCUGGCACCCAAUGGUGUGCUGACACCUGGCAGCGUGCUGGCGGCGGUGAGGGCAGUACGGGAGGAGGUGGUGCCCGGUGAGGGCACGCGGUGGGCGCAGUACCGCGUGGAGGCGGCCGUGGGGUUCCUCUUCUCCUUCCUCUCGCGCCUCCUGCCCCACACCCACCUGCCCCACACCACCACCCUGCCCCACACCACCACCCUGCCACGCACCGACCUGCCCCACACCACCACCCUGCCCCACACCACCACCCUGCCCCACACCCACCUGCCCCACACCACCACCCUGCCCCACACCACCACCCUGCCCCACACCACCACCCUGCCCCACACCACCACCCUGCCACGCACCGACCUGCCCCACACCACCACCCUGCCCCACACCACCACCCUGCCCCACACCACCACCCUGCCCCACACCACCACCCUGCCACGCACCGACCUGCCCCACACCACCACCCUGCCCCACACCACCACCCUGCCCCACACCACCACCCUGCCCCACACCACCACCCUGCCCCACACCACCACCCUGCCCCACACCACCACCCUGCCACGCACCGACCUGCCCCACACCACCACCCUGCCCCACACCACCACCCUGCCCCACACCACCACCCUGCCCCACACCACCACCCUGCCACGGACCGACCUGCCCCACACCACCACCCCGCCACGGACCGACCUGCCCCACACCACCACCCUGCCACGCACCGACCUGCCCCACACCACCACCCUGCCACGGACCGACCUGCCCCACACCACCACCCUGCCACGCACCGACCUGCCCCACACCACCACCCUGCCACGGACCGACCUGCCCCACACCACCACCCUGCCACGGACCGACCUGCCCCACACCACCACCCUGCCACGGACCGACCUGCCCCACACCACCACCCUGCCACGGACCGACCUGCCCCACACCACCACCCUGCCACGGACCGACCUGCCCCACACCACCACCCUGCCACGGACCGACCUGCCCCACACCACCACCCUGCCACGGACCGACCUGCCCCACACCACCACCCUGCCACGGACCGACCUGCCCCACACCACCACCCUGCCACGGACCGACCUGCCCCACACCACCACCCUGCCACGCACCGACCUGCCCCACACCACCACCCUGCCACGGACCGACCUGCCCCACACCACCACCCUGCCACGGACCGACCUGCCCCACACCACCACCCUGCCACGGACCGACCUGCCCCACACCACCACCCUGCCACGGACCGACCUGCCCCACACCACCACCCUGCCACGGACCGACCUGCCCCACACCACCACCCUGCCACGGACCGACCUGCCCCACACCACCACCCUGCCACGGACCGACCUGCCCCACACCACCACCCUGCCACGCACCGACCUGCCCCACACCACCACCCUGCCACGCACCGACCUGCCCCACACCACCACCCUGCCACGGACCGACCUGCCCCACACCACCACCCUGCCACGGACCGACCUGCCCCACACCACCACCCUGCCACGGACCGACCUGCCCCACACCACCACCCUGCCACGGACCGACCUGCCCCACACCACCACCCUGCCACGGACCGACCUGCCCCACACCACCACCCUGCCACGGACCGACCUGCCCCACACCACCCUUCCUCACACCACCUUGCCUCAGGCGGACCUGCCAGGGAAGAGCACAGGGAAUGGGGAUGGCGCAGUGGGUGCCAGCAACACGCGCUGCCCUGAGGAGGCUCACGGCGCUGCUGCAGGGGCUGAGAGCAGUGAUGGGGCGCAUGGCAGCAGCAGGCAGCAGCACGAGGUGAUGAGGGGCCGGCAGGUGUUGUGUUGCCACGCCAGGUACGUGGACGACAUGCCAGCGCCAGCCGCGUGUCUCUACGCCGCCUUUGCAGUGGCCACGCACCCCUGUGCUCGCAUCACCGCGCGCUGCUACAGCGCUGCACUCGCCUCCCCGGGAGUGGUGGCGGUGCUGGACGCCUCGCACCUGCCGCCCGGGGGGGCCAACGUGGCCUCGCUGCUUCUGGGGGCGGCGGACACGCUGUUUGCUCACGACAGCACGGAGUUUCAUGGCCAACCUGUGGCCCUCGUGGUGGCAGACUCAUACCGCCACGCACAGGAGGGCGCACGCAAGGUGCACUGCUCCUACCACCCCUUUCCUCUGCCUGCCGCAUCGCAACCAGCAGCAGCAGCAGGAGCAGCAUCAGCAGCAGAAGAAGCAUCAGCAAGAGCAAGAGCAGCAGGGUCAGCAGAAGAAGCUGUAUCAGCAGAUGCAUCCAGUGCAGGCCGGGGCAGGCGGGGUCCCCUUGUGACAACAGAGCAGGCGGAGGCAGAGGGCGCCUUCCUCCCUCUCCCCCCCGCCUUCCUCAACUGCCUGCCUCGUCGAGGAAAUUUCCAGGAAGCUUUUGACAAGAGCCCGUUGAAGAUCAGCGGAGAGGUGCGGUCGGGCUCACAGCAGCAUUUCUACUUGGAGCCGCAGGCAGCGCUGGCGAUACCAGACGAGGGGGGCAGCAUGACGGUGCACAGCGCCACGCAGAGCCCCGAGCACACGCAGCAGGCCGUGGCCCUCGCCCUGGGCCUGCCCCUCUCCUGCGUGCGCGUCGUCACCCGCCGGCUGGGUGGCGCGUUCGGUGGCAAGACGGUUCAGGCCAGCCGUGUGGCAGUGGCGUGUGCGCUGGCAGCGCAGCGACUGCAGCGACCCGUGCGCAUGGCCUUGGACCGCAAGGCCGACACGGCGCUCACAGGCGGGCGGCACGAGGGGCGCGCGCGGUACGACGUGGGGUGUGACGGCACGGGGCACGUGCACGCACUGCGCGUGCGGGCGGUGCUGAACGGCGGCAGCAGCGCCAGCAUCAGCUGCUGGCUGGCCGCUAACUACGGGCCGGCUCUGGUGCAGUACGCGUGGGGGGCACUGGAGAUCGACUUCAAAGUGGUCAGGUGCGGUGGUGGGGGAGGGAGUGUGGUGGAGAUGGGAGGAUGGUGGGUUGUGUGGAAGAGGGGAAGGGAGGGGUGGCGAUGGGAGGGAUUGGGAGGAGAUGGGACGGACCUACCGACGCGCAGCCCAGUGAGGGCGCCAGGCGAGGUGCAGGCGGUGGUGGUGGCGGAGAGCGUGAUGGACCACGUCGCUGCUGCCCUGGGGCUGCCCCCCCUGCUCGUGCGUGAGCGCAACCUUAUCACCACCCACGCCCUCCCAGAGGGGGAGGAUAAGGAGGAGGGGGAGGAGGAUGAGGGAGCGAUAGCACAGCGGGUGUGGAGGGAGGCGAAGGCCCUUGCGGGCUACACCGAGCGCGCAGCAGCGGUAGAGGCAUUCAACACGGUACACGUGUGGCGCAAGCGGGGCGUGGCCAUGGCGCCGGCACUCUACCACGUGGCGCUGCUCGCCAAGCCCGUACGCAUGACGGUGUUUGGCGACGGGUCGGUGGUGGUGGAGGCGGGCGGCGUGGAGAUGGGGCAGGGGCUCUCCACCAAGCUGCGCCAGGCCGCUGCCCUCGGCCUCAACGCCCUCUGGGGCACCACUGCUACCGGCACAGCAGAUGCUGCCUCCUGUGCCGCCGUGCUGCUCGCCUGCCAAAAGCUGCUGCCCACGCUGCUCACCGCCAAGGCUGCAGCCGAGCAGGCCAAGGCAUGCCAGCGGGUGAAGCGGGAUAGCGGACUUAUUAAAGGGGAGUCACGAAUAGGAGAAGAUGAUGUGGCGGUGGAGGAGGAUGACGUGGCGAGGUGGGAGGAGGUGGCAGCGCAGGCCAAGGCCAUGGAUGGGAGGUGA